This is a messenger RNA of Apaloderma vittatum (bar-tailed trogon), 1251 nucleotides long. RefSeq names its product AP-3 complex subunit delta-1-like. NCBI's taxonomy places the organism in Eukaryota, Metazoa, Chordata, Aves, Trogoniformes, Trogonidae. The record is from RefSeq and is a predicted model, not a curated record. The annotation marks the transcript as partial. The transcript is spliced from 9 exons.
AGCGAGCCUGAAGUGGGUGCUGCCCUUGUGGCUGAGCCUCAAAAGGUAAAAAAGGAAGAAAGGGAAGAGCGAGAUGAGGAGGAGGAAGAUGAAGGAAAGAAAUCUUCCAAGCAUAAGAAGAAAAAGCACAAGAAAGAGAAAGAAGAGAAAUCCAAGGAUAAAAAGAAAUCCAAAAAGAAGAGUCAUCACAGCGAGGAGGAGACAACCGAGUCGGUGCAGAAUGGAACACUGGAUGAUGAACCGCUGCCGCCUAUGUCCAGUUACCGCCUUCUUGCUGAAAAUCCGUACAUUAAAAUGACCUAUGAUAUUCAAGGAAACCUCCAGAAUGAUAGUCAAGUGACUGUCUCUGUUAUCUUUGAGAACAAAAGCACUAGCUUCCUUAAGAGCAUGGAACUAAAUGUCCUGGACUCUCUCAACACUAAAAUGCUCCGACCAGAAGGAUCGUCAGUUCACGAUGGCACACCUGUGCCCUUCCAGCUGCCCCCGGGAAUCUCCAAUGAAGCCCAGUUUGUGUUUACACUUCAGAGUAUUGUUAUGGCUCAGAAGUUAAAAGGAACGCUGUCCUUUAUAGUCAAAAACGAUGAAGGUUCAACCCAUGAAAAACUAGAUUUCAAAUUGCACUUCAGUUGCGCUUCAUACUUGAUCACGACGCCUUGCUAUAGUGAUGCUUUUGCCAAGCUCCUAGAGUCUGGAGAUCUGCACAUGAGUUCUAUUAAAGUAGAUGGAAUUAGCAUUUCUUUCCAACAUCUACUGGCAAAGAUCUGUUUUCAUCAUCACUUUUCCGUUGUGGAGCGCGUCGAUUCGUGUGCGUCCAUGUACAGUCGUUCUAUCCAAGGCCAUCACGUCUGCCUACUGGUAAAAAAGGGAGAGAACUCUGUAUCCAUAGAUGGGAAAUGUAACGAUUCCACCCUGCUUAGCAACUUGUUGGAUGAGAUGAAAGAGACAUUGUCCAAGUGCUGAAUAUUCCUUAUCAAAUAUUCCAGCUAUGAGAAACACACCCAAUGUGUAAAGGCGAGCAGACCCAAGUGUUAAGUUUCUCCCUCGUACGCAUGUACUAUCCUGGGGCACGUGCUUUUCAGUUAACUCCACCAUUGUUCGCAGUUUAGACAUUUUAAGGCUGUAUGUUACCUUUUUAUUUCAAAACUUUUUACAAACUGUGGUGUUAACCCUUUCUAGCCCAAAGAGAUCCUGGUGACAUGACUGGAGGAGGGAGGGAGGGGGGGGGGGGGGCUAUUUAUUCAGCAGCUCACG